Messenger RNA from Scleropages formosus (Asian bonytongue), 3631 nucleotides. RefSeq names its product solute carrier family 30 member 9 (gene slc30a9). The record is from RefSeq and is a predicted model, not a curated record. NCBI's taxonomy places the organism in Eukaryota, Metazoa, Chordata, Actinopteri, Osteoglossiformes, Osteoglossidae. The coding region runs from base 193 to 1929 and encodes 578 amino acids. The transcript is spliced from 20 exons. Gene Ontology annotation, biological process: transmembrane transport; intracellular zinc ion homeostasis; zinc ion transport. Gene Ontology annotation, cellular component: membrane; endoplasmic reticulum. Gene Ontology annotation, molecular function: monoatomic cation transmembrane transporter activity.
UCCUCGCGUGAGGUCUAUGCCGCUUCUUCGCUCCGGUGUUUUGAUGCAGUAACUAUGGCGGCCGCAGGUGCCUGUUAGCCCGGCGCCGGUAGUGUAUGUCAGCGUGAGAUGGAGUGAGCGGUAUGAACUGAGGAAUGCCACCGCGUUUCACCGUUAACAGGUCCCAGUGCUGCUCUUCGUAGCCCUGCCGGGAUGCUCGCUGGCCUGGUCCACAGACCCUGGCAAGUCUUGUGCAGGGUCUACCUGCAGCAGAGGGCCCCGCUCUCCCACAGAGGCCCCAGAGCGGGGUGGCCGUGCCAAGGCUGGCAAGGUGCUGGAGUGGGGCGUGCUGUGUGGUUCGGCUUCCCUGACUGCCGAGCCGUAGCGCUGCUGUCAGACCCCGUCCGGUUCUGUUCCACCUCCAGCGGUGGGAAAGAUGGCUCCACCCCAACUGGGCCAGCUGAACCCGGCCCAGGGAAGGCUGAGUCCGAGCAGCCUUCACCUAAACCAUCUGCUGAGGGCAGUUCUGGUCCCACAAAUAAAAUGCAGAGUAAAGUGGAAAAUAUCCAAGUGAAAGUGAGAGCGGUUCUGAAGAAGCGUGAAUAUGGAACCAAGUACACCCAGAACAACUUCAUCACGGCCGUGAGGGCCAUGAAUGAGUUCUGUCUGAAGCCCAGUGACUUGAGCCAACUGAGGAAGAUUCGCCGGCGGAGUCCUCAUGAUGAUACUGAGGCCUUCACCGUAUUCCUGCGCUCGGAUGUGGAGGCUAAGGCUCUGGAAGUGUGGGGCAGCCCAGAGGCUCUGGCCCGUGAGAGGAAACUCAGAAAGCAGGUGGAGGAGGAGUACAAAGAAAAUCUGUUUAGGAAUCAACAGUUGCUAAAGGAAUACAAAGAUUUCUGGGGAAAUACCAAACCUCGAUCAGGCAAGAGAACAACUUUCCUGCAGGGACCAGGGAAGGUGGUGUCCGUGGCCAUAUGCAUCAAUGGGCUAAAUUUCAUCUUCAAGAUCCUGGCAUGGGUUUACACUGGCUCGGCCAGCAUGUUCUCUGAGGCCAUCCACUCCCUGGCGGACACCUGCAACCAGGGUUUGCUUGCACUGGGGAUCAGCCAGUCAGUGCGGAACCCUGAUGCUGUACACCCGUAUGGCUUCUCCAACAUGCGCUACAUCGCCUCCCUUAUCAGCGGGGUGGGCAUCUUCAUGAUGGGAGCAGGACUUUCCUGGUACCACGGCAUCAUGGGACUGCUGAAUCCACAGCCAAUAGAAUCACUACUUUGGGCUUACUGCAUUUUAGCUGGCUCUCUGGUUUCUGAAGGAGCAACACUGCUAGUAGCGAUAAGUGAGAUCAAGAAAAGUGCGCAGCUCCAGGGCCUGUCCUUCUACGAAUAUGUGAUGCAGAGUCGGGACCCCAGCACUAACGUUGUUCUUCUGGAGGAUGCUGCUGCUGUGCUGGGUGUCAUUUUGGCAGCCAGCUGCAUGGGACUCACCUCCAUCACGGGUAACCCACUCUAUGACAGCCUGGGCUCCCUGGGGGUGGGUGCCCUGCUGGGCACCGUCUCAGCCUUCCUCAUCUACACCAACACCGAGGCACUGCUGGGCCGCUCCAUCCAGGCUGAGCAUGUGCAGAAGCUCACCGAGUUCCUGGAAAAUGACCCAGCUGUCAGGGCCAUCCAUGAUGUUAAAGCCACAGACAUGGGCUUGAGCAAGGUCCGCUUCAAGGCUGAGGUUGACUUUGAUGGCAGAGUGGUAACACGGUCCUACCUGGAGAAGCAGGACAUUGACCAAAUUCUUCAUGAAAUCCAGCAAGUGAAGACCCCAGAGGACCUGGAGAACUUCAUGUUGAAGCACGGGGAAAAUAUCAUCGACACCCUAGGGGCAGAAGUGGACCGCCUGGAGAAGGAGCUGAAGCACCGUAACCCUGAAGUGAGACACGUGGACCUGGAAAUUCUCUGAUGGACAGGGAUAAUUGGGACAAAUCCAUAGGUGGCAGGAGGAGGGGAUUAAACAUGUGGUCCUCUAUCUGACCCCUUUACCCCCAGGCAGAUAAUAAUACCACAACUCACCUUCUACUCCCCACCUUCAUGAAACUUGAUUUUGCAACCGAACCACAGUGGUGUAGCACAACAGGAAGGAAACAAAUUUUACUUUGCUUCAUCAAAUACCCUGUGACCUUAGAGUGUGAACAGUUCACACUGACCCACUGCUCAGACUGUAUCCCAAACAACUGCGACUUUGCAGUCGCGAACACCCGUAACUGCGCCAUUUGCAGUAGAAGUAGAAAACCAUGUCCCUUGGGUAAAGCAACUCCUACAGACCAUUUUGCACUAUUGCUUUAGUACAGAAGAACUGUCUAGUGUCAGAAUCCAACGUGCUCUCCAGUUGCACCUUUCCCAUACAUUAUCUUCAUAAUUUUCGCUAAUGCUGAUAGUAAAUAGUUGAGUUAAAGUAAAGUGACAACAGCGGAUGACAAGCCAUUUUAAAAUAUAAAAGAAAUGUUACCGAUUUAGCACUAACUUCAAGAACCUUUGUAGAAAGUAUGAAAAAUUAUGCCAUAUUAAAAUGUUUAACAUUGAGUGGAUUUUUUUUUUUCUCAGUUCUGUAAUUUUUUCUUGAUGGUAUAUGCAGUUUUAUGUAUAAGCCUGAAUAUUAUCUGGAGCAAACAUUUUUAGACGAAAGAUAUUCAGUUUGCCCAUUAUUAGUUAAUAUUUGCUUAGAAACACAGGUGUUUAAUUCCCUUGCUUUAAUUGAUCUAGUUCAUAGUUAAAUUAUUUUUACUUAUCUCACCAAUGCUUUUCCUUCAGUGUACAGAUUUGAAACAUAUUUCGAGUUCAUGAUGAAAUGGCUAUUAAUUCCUUAAGUUAUGCUUGUGUUCUAUCAAAAUACAGAUACUUUAUUAAAAGGAGUGUGUUAGAGCCAAAAAGUAUGCACUGGCAGGGCUUGAGAUUCACCUCCCAGGGUGGACAAAAGAAUAGUUUCUAGUUUUCAAGCAUGUUGUUGUCACACCCAUUGUCCAGUCGGUUUUCUCAAAGCGAGUGCAUUUUAACUGCGAUUUUUCUUUUUUUAUUUAAAUUUACAGAGAUGAUAUGCCGGCCUAAUGUAAAUAAGAGCAUGUGCCCCUGUAGCUGUUGUACGGUGCAGACUGUGUAGUGAGCAGUUUCCAUACAGUAUUUUAAUUUGAUCCCCUCUAGUAAAACAGACGUAUGGAUUAGAGGCUGUGCUGAAUACAGAGAAUGCUGUAGAGCUGCUUUGAUUAGUUUUGAGUAAGGAAGACCAUGUUGGAACCCAUAAUCCACCUGUGGCUGGUGAGCAGUGAACUGACUGGCUGCUGUACUAGAAUGCAAACCAAUCACGAUCCCUAGCGGAGAUGCCGGUCUGUUCUAAGAUCCGUUUCUGCUUUACAUGGCGCUGAACUCUGCAUCAUUCAGGAGCUGGAAGGUCAGUGAGGUGUUCAGCUAUGCAGCAUCACUCUGCUGGGCGUUUCCCAGAAAGUCAUCGCUUCAGCAGUCUAAUGUAACAAUGGUGUGGGGGAGAAUUUAAACUGGGGAGGUAUGUAUUUUUUCAGAGAAAUGUGAAUAAUGUAUGAUAACCCUGUUCUUAGAUGAAUGGAACUUUACCUGAAGAUGUACAAAUAGCUGGUGGUAAAAUAAAUGGUAAU